GCACUUCCGCUCCAGCCUCCAGUCGGCUUGCCGCGCGGGAAGCCACGCCUGUUUGUUGCGCUCUUCCGCCCAGUGUCUGCGGGCCACGACAGCAGCAUGGCUGGUGCCGAGUUGCGGGCGGCGCUGGAUGAGCGGCUCGGCGCCCUGGCCAUCCGCACAGAGGUCGUGGAGCACCCGGAGGUGUUUACAGUUGAAGAAAUGAUGCCUCAUAUCCAGCAUUUGAAAGGAGCACAUAGUAAGAACUUAUUCCUUAAAGACAAGAAGAAAAAAGGCUAUUGGCUGGUGACAGUUCUUCAUGACAGACAAGUUAAUUUAAAUGAUCUUGCUAAGCAGUUAGGUGUUGGGAGUGGAAAUCUUCGGUUUGCUGAUGAAACAGCCAUGCUAGAAAAACUAAAAGUUGGCCAAGGCUGUGCCACACCUUUGGCACUCUUCUGUGAUGAUGGAGAUGUGAAAUUUGUUCUGGAUUCUGCUUUUCUGGAAGGUGGACAUGAAAAGGUGUACUUUCAUCCAAUGACCAAUGCUGCAACCAUGGGAUUGAGCCCUGAAGACUUUCUCACAUUUGUGAAGAAGACAGGACAUGAUCCCAUAAUACUAAAUUUUGAUAAAAACUAAUUGGACUGAUAUUUAGAAUACACUUCUUUCUGAAAGUUGUUUUUCUUAUUUUUUAUUUAUAGAAAGCAUUAAAAGUGAUAAGAAUAUUUAGCA
This is a messenger RNA of Acinonyx jubatus (cheetah), 705 nucleotides long. RefSeq names its product prolyl-tRNA synthetase associated domain-containing protein 1. NCBI's taxonomy places the organism in Eukaryota, Metazoa, Chordata, Mammalia, Carnivora, Felidae. Bases 97 to 612 code for a protein of 171 amino acids. The record is from RefSeq and is a predicted model, not a curated record. Gene Ontology annotation, molecular function: aminoacyl-tRNA deacylase activity. The transcript is spliced from 2 exons.